Molecule: messenger RNA, 1229 nt
Organism: Sinocyclocheilus grahami
Lineage: Eukaryota; Metazoa; Chordata; Actinopteri; Cypriniformes; Cyprinidae
Gene: ptrh2
Product: peptidyl-tRNA hydrolase 2
Exons: 2
Coding region: 85-609 (174 amino acids)
Biological process (GO): positive regulation of anoikis; negative regulation of anoikis
Cellular component (GO): cytosol
Molecular function (GO): peptidyl-tRNA hydrolase activity
Source: RefSeq, a predicted model, not a curated record
AUUCAGCGUCGGCUUGAAAGAAGCGGCUCGUGGAGUUUGCAGGCAGCUUCAGGUUGCUGAAUCAUUGGGAUUGCUGAUAGGAGGAUGGACUCUCUGUAUGGGCCUGUCGCUUUGGGUAUACUGGCAGGUGUAGGCUGUGGGCUCUGCCUCGGAUGGCACCUCAGUGGGCGUUUGGGCAGAUCGUCCCGCAGCAUGAUGGCAGCUUUAGGAAACAGCGCCGGUGCUGGCAGCGAGGCCAGUGUGAUGGGUGAGAGCGGAGAGUUCAAAAUGAUCCUGGUGGUCCGAACCGAUCUGAAGAUGGGCAAAGGUAAAGUGGCAGCCCAGUGCUCCCAUGCCGCUGUGUCCGCCUUCAAGCAGGUCCAGCGCAGAAACCCAGAGCUCCUGAAACAGUGGGAGUACUGCGGUCAGCCCAAAGUGGUGGUCAAGGCUCCAGAUGAGGACUGUCUGCUGGAGCUGCUGUCCCACGCCAAAGAGGUCGGACUGCCGGUCAGUUUAAUCCAAGAUGCUGGAAGAACCCAAAUUGCACCAGGGUCUCGGACGGUUCUUGGCGUGGGACCAGGACUAGCUGAUCUUAUUGAUAAAGUGACUGGACACCUAAAAUUGUAUUGAAUAACACUAUUGGAUUAUGAUGCGACUAAACUUAUCAUUUUUCUACAACUACAAAGAGUGGUGAAGAUGAAUUAAAAGGGUUAAUGACACAUUGAUUUAUAGGUUUAACCAUUUAUUUUAAGUAAACAGUGCACUCAUUCCGUCACUGAACAGGAGUCAAUUUUGUGUCAUAAGUCUUAUGCACAGGAAAAUUUUAUUUUGGGGAAUCUCAUUUCUAUCAUAUUUCAGUCUCCCCCCUCAUACCCAAUGGAAUAAAUGACUUCUGUUUGUUUAACUUUGACGCAAAAAAAAAAUCACCUCGUUCCUUUUUCAAUCGCGCAGCAAAGCUUGUAUAAUCAAUUCUGUGAACAUUUAGAUUUAAAACACUGGAUUGAUGUCAAACUGGCUUCUUAAGUAUUAGAUUCUGAUUCUGAACAUAGUUUUAUUUACACGAGUGAUAAAGCCACAAAUUCCCACCGUAGAGCUUCAUUUAUGUUCUGAAUGUCUGAAAGUGUCCAGUGAGUAUGGAGGAGAAAUUACAAAGUGUGUUGGGAAAAAAAAUACAUGGCACAUGAAGCUAUGUUUAGACCAGAUUUUUCUUGACAAACAAGAAGCCUUUAUUUAUAUGAUAAUCUGGGGGG